AUGUUUGUCUCCAAUACGCUACCAUGCAUCCACGAUAACACAAUCAUUCUUGCCGCCACACAUCCAAAUGUUACAACUGCAGAUCCAAAACACGAUGGGUGGUUUAUAUCCGAUUUUUACGCUUUCAAUAUUCUCCUGAAGGGCCUUGGGGGAAGCCAAACCUGGCUCACAGCGGCCGAUCCAGAGAAACUGGUGCAGAGGUAUAAUUCCUUCCUCCACGGCAACCCAUUUCAAGACCGAAAGGUUUGCCUAGAUCGCGAGAUACUUCGGGAGAAAAGGAUCACUGAAGUAACUGUGAUUCGCUCGAGUAAUAUGAUCGAUCAGUUUCUUAAGAAGGCGAAAGAGGCAUCAGAGCUAGCCAAGCGAAAUCAUGCCCCCCUACUUUUGCUUGUCUUUUGUCACGGUCUUCCUAAUCACCACCUGUUACUGGAUGCUGGCAAUCAAUCGAAGGGGCUUAGCAUACUCCGUCUGAAGGGUGUGCUUGAGCCAGGCGUAUGUGUUACUCUUGUCACAACCGCUUGCUAUUCUGGAGGAUGGGCAACGUCUCCUGACCUUAACCACACUACGAUCGCAGCCGCUGGUGAUGGAAAUCUACUUCAAGCCACCUCUCACUCCUGGAAUGAGUCUCUAAGUAUCGGGAGAUUCUGCGGGUCUGUGUUCGCCAGUACCUUGUUUAAGACUUUGUCUAGUGCGGCAAGCCCCCUCCUAGAAGCCGACCUUGCUUCCGACUUGUCACAGGCGCAACAAUCCCUACAGCCAGAGAACCCUAAUAGUGUCCAAACCUUGACCUAUAAUGCCUUCUGUGAGUCUGUGUGGCGCACAUGCGCGAACAGUGUCACGCGACUUUGGAGUUCCCAAAGCUUCAAUUUCAGUGCCCAGGACGAUGCCUGGGAUUAUUCCUGGACAGGGAGAACUGGCUUUCCGUUAGCUGAUUUCAGGGAGCGAUGGAAUGCACUGACAUCUAUCCCAUAUAGUGGUUCAGAGGAGCUACGUGCUCUACAAGAUCAAGACCCAAGCAACCCAUCAUUCUCUGCUUCUGGUCCCGUUAGAGACGGCUUAGGAGAAAGUGUGGUGGAUGAAAUGACAGGCCACAUUGCGCAAAAAAGACUGAAAGAUAUGGCCAGAUUAUUUCGCCAAACCUGCCCGGGUGAUCACAACCUGGGAAUGGAGACUGGCUUCUGGGGAAGGCUCCGUGGGUUCUACGAAUAUGGGGAAUUCGAAGAAGACGCUGCCAUGAUUGAAGGAGCGAUUCGUUUUCGAUGGGAAUCAGCGUUGCUUGCGGACUUUAUUGUUGAGGCACUCAAUCUGCCGGUGCCCAAUGGCGAAAUUUGUAUCAUGUGGGAUUGGAUGGCAUGGAUAGAUGUCAAGUUGAAGACUAUGUCAAGAGAUGACCUCUUCUCCUGGAGAUCGUCAGUCUAUCAGAAGCUUAACCCACACUUCGAAGCCCCCAGCUAUAACGAACAAGGGCCCCCCUUCGGUCGACCUGUUGAAUACGUGGUCUCGGCGUUGAUGGAUGCUAGUAUGCCCGAAGAUGAGCUUACGGCUAGUAUUCUCGCGAUUAUUGAGUUUAUGAAUUUAAGUCGGGCUUGCAAUCAACAACGCCUGUGUAGGGAUCGGGGGGUUCGUCAGAGGGGCCGUGAAUGGUUGAGAACGGUUGGAAAGCGAGCCCGGCAGUCGCUUUCCCCGCGGAAAAGGCAGAGCGUAAGUGAUUCAACUUCUUCUAAGAAUAUCACUAUGGUUUAG
Messenger RNA from Aspergillus ochraceoroseus IBT 24754, 1743 nucleotides. RefSeq lists its product as uncharacterized. The record is from RefSeq and is a predicted model, not a curated record. NCBI's taxonomy places the organism in Eukaryota, Fungi, Ascomycota, Eurotiomycetes, Eurotiales, Aspergillaceae. The coding region runs from base 1 to 1743 and encodes 580 amino acids. The transcript has a single exon.